UUAAUCAGCUGUUGUUUGGUACUGUGAACGUAUGUAAACAAUUAAUUUAAACUUACAUUUUUGUGUUUAAUUCAAGUACUUUUUAUAAUGAGUGAUGAUAAGGAAUUAAAAUCUGAAGAAAAAAAGCCUAUUUUAAUUAAAAAUGCUACUGAUCUGCAACGGUUAAAACUAGAAAAAUUGAUGAAAAACCCCGAAAAACCAGUGGUGAUACCUGAGCCGCCGAAACAGAAGUCUUUGGCGGCACCACCUGACUUUGUGCGGAAUGUGAUGGGGUCUAGUGCUGGCGCUGGCUCGGGAGAGUUCCACGUAUAUCGCCACCUCAGGAGAAAGGAGUAUGCAAGGCAGAAAUUCAUCCAAGAAAAAAGUGAAAAGGAAAAAUUAGAUGAAGAGUACCAUAGAAAAUUAGAAGAAAACAGGCGACUUGCAGAGGAAAAAACUGCUAAGAAACGAGCAAAAAGAUUAAAGAGAAAGAAAAAUGCAAAACAAAAGAAAAACAACCCAAGUGUUGGAAAUGAAAAACAGUCAGUUUCAUCACAAUCUGAUAGUAGCAAUGAUGAAGAUGAACAAGACCAAAAAGAUGAGAACGAGGAACAAAAUGAAAACAAUAGUAGCUAAUCAUCAUUUGUAGAAACUAAUUCAAAUGAUCAAUUAUUUUAAAUAUUUUAUAUAAGCAUAAAGAAACACAUUUUCAUAUCAAUGACAAUUUUAUUACACUAAUAAUAAAAUGACAGAAUGAAUAACUACAUCUUUAAUUUUUAUAAUAUUUAAACGGACACUGCAAAAUCUUUAUACUGUAACUCAUUCACAAGAAAGAGGGAAGUGGGAAUUAGCAUAGUUGAGAAUAUUAAAAGUUCUUUACUUUUGUGAUAA
Ostrinia furnacalis (Asian corn borer) is the source of this 870-nucleotide messenger RNA. Its product is annotated as PRKR-interacting protein 1 homolog. The record is from RefSeq and is a predicted model, not a curated record. Gene Ontology annotation, cellular component: nucleolus. Gene Ontology annotation, biological process: negative regulation of protein kinase activity. The transcript has 3 exons. Gene Ontology annotation, molecular function: protein kinase binding; protein kinase inhibitor activity; double-stranded RNA binding. NCBI's taxonomy places the organism in Eukaryota, Metazoa, Arthropoda, Insecta, Lepidoptera, Crambidae. Bases 88 to 615 code for a protein of 175 amino acids.